Messenger RNA from Oncorhynchus keta (chum salmon), 1964 nucleotides. RefSeq lists its product as uncharacterized. The record is from RefSeq and is a predicted model, not a curated record. Bases 181 to 1002 code for a protein of 273 amino acids. NCBI's taxonomy places the organism in Eukaryota, Metazoa, Chordata, Actinopteri, Salmoniformes, Salmonidae. The transcript has 4 exons.
CGAGCUGUGAAAGGCAGCAAUACGCAACAAAGCGUGUAAGUGUGCCGAAAAACCACACGAAGAAGAAGAAUCGAUAUCCCUGGAAACGGCUAACACUUCUUCAACCAUUCCGCCAGUAGCUAAUUUCCUUCCACUGUCAGGUGUUGAACCACACGCAUCAACUUUUGUAUUUGUUUAACUAUGUCUUUCGAACAUGCCUUUCGUUCUCGUGUUGCCUUCAUUAUGGAAACCUUGACAGCAACAGCCGUGCAAGACAUUUGUCAAUUUAUGGAAGAAACGUAUGCUGCUCUUCGAGUGGAAAUGUUGCAAGAACAAAACCGAAGUUCGAGGACAAAAUUGCAGGCGAUGGAGAAUAGCAAGGGGAAAGAAAAGCCUGCGAACAGUAUGGAGAGCGUUCAAGAAGACUGUUUCAGAAACUUCCCAGUCGUGGAGCAAAUCCUCAAUGAACAAGAGGCCAAUGGUCUUUGGCUAGAAGGUCACCUUACUGUGGAAGAUGCAGGUCCACCAUCACUGGUACCAGAGGAAGAACAGCCAUUGCAGAGUUUUGGUCAGAUGACAGACAAGGGAGUGGAGAUAUGUUCAGCACCGCUGGUCAUUAAACAGGAGGAAACGGAUGAUGUCAUGGAGUCUCAAGGUUACAGCGGGUGGAUGCCAGAGACUCACAAGGCCAACCAGAAUAUCAUAGGAAAAAGUGAUGAGGAAGAGCGAAGUCAAGCCUCUAGGGGAUCCAAAGAACUUGGACUCGACGACUUUAAGAAAGAACAGAGUCUGUUGCUGGUGUCAAUUGUGGAUGCUGCAGCACCUACAAAGAGGAAGAAAUAUAACAUCAGAUACACCUGUAAAAUAUGUGGAAAGACUGGGACCAAGAAAGGCAGAAUGACAAGUCACUUGAUAACACACAAAGGGACUUCUAGUUGUGAUAUUUGUGGUGAACAAAUUCAAGCAUCAGAAUGGCUUGACAAAGCACAAGCUACUCAAACACAGUGUGAAAACUUACAGUAGCUUAGUGUGCGGAAAAAUGUUUUUAUAUUCUAAAAUACGUGACUACCAUGAGCGCAUACACGUUGGAGAAGACUACUGGUGCGCGGACUGUGGCAAGACGUUCAAGGAGCGCCAGGAUCGCGACAUGCACGAGUGCAUUGUUUGCGAGGGAGACCGGCCCUACAGCUGCUCCGAGUGCAACAAGGACUUUGAAAGGCAGUACCAUCUCAAAAAACACCAGCUGGAAAAACACUCUCAAAUGGUGGAGCAGACUGUCGAACCUGAACCUGAGUCCAAGGACAUUGAGGACCAACAGAGUCAGUUUGAGUCUGAGAGUUCUGAGGCACCCAUAAGGAAUGAACCAAUACAAUACACUUGUGAAAUAUGUGGAACAACUUGGGCGACACAACAUAGCAUGCGCUCUCACAUGUUUAUACAUAGAAAAAACUAAGGAAACACUAUACCUGCGACGUCUGUGGCAAGGUAUUUAGGCUCAAAUCACCUUUCACCAAACAUCAGCUCAGACACAAGGGAGACCUGCCCUUCAGCUGCUCAGAGUGCAACAAGGACUUUAAAAGUCAGUACCAGCUUAAAAAACACCAGCUUGAAAAGCACCCUCUAAAGGUGGAGCAGCCGUGUUCUGAUCUUGUAUGGACAGCGACCUGAAGGCCGAUAUCGGUGCCUUUGGAUGGUAAGUUCAGGUCCCACAACCUGAGUUAAACAAUGAUCGUGGUGAUGUCUAACGUGUGCUCUGUCUGAGAAUGUCAGCUACUAUUUAUGCUCUUCACUGAACAUGACCCAAUUAAAAUGGCUGUAUCUGAAUGAACAUUUUUAAGUGUAAGAAUUUUUGGUUUUAAUGUCGUUUUUUUUUGCCCAUAAUUUUGGCUUUGGCAAAAUUUGAUUUUUCCUUUUGUUUGAAAAGCAUGAUUUAGGCUUCAUCAUUGUUAAAUAGCUUGUCGUAUUUGAAUAAAAACAUAUCCAGA